Messenger RNA from Bursaphelenchus okinawaensis, 1269 nucleotides. NCBI's taxonomy places the organism in Eukaryota, Metazoa, Nematoda, Chromadorea, Rhabditida, Aphelenchoididae. The record is from the annotation of a GenBank genome assembly.
AUGACCAACCACAGUUUGUUGUUCUCCAGCUCUCCGUCGAUGGUCAUUCCCGAUCACAAAGACCAUAACAUCAACAACAACAUAGGUCUGAGUGAAGAUGCCUACAUUCAGCAUCUGAUAGCAGCUGUAGAGAAACGACCAGUGCUCUACAAUGUGCAUCUACUCGAUUACAAGAACAAAAACAAGAAGGGCGAGGCGUUCAAGGAGGUUCAGAACGUGAUGAGAUCAGCCGGAUGCUCUGAGAAUCAAGGUAGGACAUCCUGAAACACAAACUAUAUUGUACUCAAUUACAAUGAUAUGAAAGAGAAAGUUAAAUAAAACUAGUAAAAGUAAUGUGUUGCAGUGCAAGGUACCUACAAGAAGUGGAUAUCAUUGAAGCGAAAGUUCCGAGUCGAAUACUUCAAACCGAAGAGCGAAGACUCCAGGGAAGCAUCGUGUUCCUUCCCCUACUUCGAAUCCCUCAAGUUCCUCAUUCCUUAUUGUGAAGUCUACAAAAUGUAACUCAUCUUAAAAUUAAUUUUUCUCAGAAAUUUCCAAGAUUUUUUAUUCCGAACACAACAAACAUCGAAAAAUUUUGUUUUAGGUGUAAAACCGCGAACAAACGAAAGGCAGAAGAAUAUACAGGUAUGAACAUUGAAGAAGACGAAAGCGAUGACGAUAGAUACGCUCCACAAGAAGACGAGCCUUACAGGUAAACAUCAGUGGAAUAUUAUUAUUCAGUGGAAUAUUAAAUUUAAAUACACUUUCAUAACCGAACAAAUGAGAUGCUCUAAGUUAACAAAAGUACAGUUUUAAAAUUUCAGUGCCCCAUCAGCCCUAGACAUGCUAAUUGGUCAGAAAAGAAUGAAGUUCGACACCUCAUCCUUCAUGUUCAAGAACAAUUUCCUUGAACAACCAGAAUCCCCUCCACGAUCUCCAACCCAGUCCCGAGCUUCUCCCCAACUCAAGAAGUCCAACGUCUCGGCUUCCAACACCUCCACGUCCAGUAGCAGCUCCAAAGACGUCCUCAACUCCUUGUUUCCUUCACCCCAGGAAGACCUGAACUCAGCGAUGGCGGCAGCUGCGGCCGCCUACCUCCAACAGCCGGCUGACGACUCCCCCAACGCUCUCUUCGGCCGCUUGGUAGCCAACGAACUCGACAAACUACCUCCACCCAUACACAACAUCAUCAGGGCCCAAGUGUUGUUGUUGUUGGCACAAGUGUCCCAACAAAACCAGAAUAAUGUCCCAAACGCGCCUGACCGUAUGUUUUCGUGUCUAACACCAUGA